Molecule: messenger RNA, 2281 nt
Organism: Meriones unguiculatus (Mongolian gerbil)
Lineage: Eukaryota; Metazoa; Chordata; Mammalia; Rodentia; Muridae
Gene: Mindy1
Product: MINDY lysine 48 deubiquitinase 1
Exons: 10
Coding region: 447-1850 (467 amino acids)
Biological process (GO): protein K48-linked deubiquitination
Cellular component (GO): cytosol; cell periphery
Molecular function (GO): K48-linked deubiquitinase activity; cysteine-type deubiquitinase activity; cysteine-type carboxypeptidase activity
Source: RefSeq, a predicted model, not a curated record
CCCGCCCAUGGGCGCAGGCUCUGGUUGCCCAGCUCCCCCGCGUCCACCUCCGAGAUCCCUCCACGCCGACCGUCCGGGCUCCCCAGACCCCACGCUGCAUUCCUUUGGGUCACAGACCGAGACCCGUUACCUGCAAAGCGGCUCGACAGUCCUGCAGGGAAGCCAGUUCCACCCAGUGUCUCCGGUCCCCUCCAAGCCUGGAAGCCCAAGUCCAGCUAGUCCCAUCUGGUCAUAGCAAGUUAGAGGUGGAAUGAGCACACAGAGAAAAGCUGAAUCUGAAACCACGGUGGCUGUCUACACUGUUCGCUUCCAGACCUUUCUUCUGCCCUUUGCUCUGUAACUCAGUGACCUUACUGACCAAGUCUUUUUGCAUGCUAGAAUCACCCUAGGCAAGGUACUGAGGUCAAGAGACACCUUCAUCCCCCUCAGCUGACUCUGUCCCCACUAUGGAAGAAUCUCAGGCUGAACACUCAGCUCCUAGCAAGGCCAGUAAUGCAGACACUGUUGAAUCUGAAAAACACAAGGCCCUGGAUGGACCAGAGAAGUACCCUCAGGACAAGGACAGUGCAGAGGCUGAUGGGAAAGCUGAAGAAGAGGAGACCAGAGACCAAGCUUUGCCACCAGCACAGGAUGGGGAAAACCUUGAGUGUCCUCCUCCUGAAGCUAGCUCAAGUCCUCCUGGGCCAGCUUGUGGGACAUCAUCUGAGGUAGAGACAACAGAGGUGAUUUCCAGGCCGCAGGCGCUUCCCCAGUCCCCCAGGACCCAACAGCCUGAUCUCGAUUUCUACUGUGUCAAGUGGAUCCCUUGGAAAGGAGAACGGACCCCCAUCAUCAUGCAGAGCACCAAUGGCCCUUGUCCUCUCCUGGCCAUCAUGAACAUCCUCUUUCUUCAGUGGAAGGUGAAGCUGCCUGCUCAGAAGGAAGUGAUCACAUCAGAUGAGCUCAUGACACAUCUCGGAAACUGCCUCCUGUCCAUCAAGCCCCAGGAGAAGUCUGAGGGCCUUCAGCUUAAUUUUCAGCAGAAUGUGGACGAUGCAAUGACCGUGCUCCCUAAACUGGCCACAGGUCUGGAUGUCAAUGUGCGCUUCACGGGCGUCUCAGACUUUGAGUACACACCCGAAUGCAGCAUCUUUGACUUGCUGGGCAUUCCUCUGUACCAUGGCUGGCUUGUUGAUCCACAGAGUCCUGAGGCUGUGAGUGCUGUUGGAAAACUGAGUUACAACCAGCUGGUAGAGAAGAUCAUCACCUGCAAACACUCCAGUGAUCCCAACCUCGUGACAGAAGGCUUGAUUGCAGAGCAGUUCCUGGACACCACUGCAGCACAGCUGACCUACCACGGCCUGUGUGAGCUCACAGCCACCGCUAAGGAAGACGAACUUAGUGUCUUUUUUCGAAACAACCACUUCAGCACGAUGACUAAGCACCAGAGUCACCUGUACCUGCUGGUCACCGACCAGGGUUUUCUCCAGGAGGAGCAGGUGGUGUGGGAGAGCCUGCACAAUGUGGAUGGCGACAGCUGCUUCUGUGACUCCGACUUCCACCUGAGUCAUUCCCUAGGCAAAAGCCAGGGGGCAGAAGGUGGGAGCGGCUCUCCAGAGAAGCAGCUGCAGGUGGACCAGGACUAUCUUAUUGCCUUGUCCCUGCAGCAGCAGCAGCCACAAGACAUGCUGGGCCUUAGUGACCUGGAACUGGCCCAGCAACUUCAACAGGAAGAGUAUCAACAGCAGCAAGCAGUUCAGCCUGUGCAAGCAAGGGCCCCUUCCCCCCAGGGGAGAGGAGCCACCUCGAGACGCCCAGCUGGAGAGCGGCGGCAGAGGUCGAAGCCCGAGUCAGACUGUGUUCUGCUCUAACUCUGCCCAGACGGAGUAAUCCGCCCCUUCUUUCAGAGGUGGUGACUAGCUGGCUUGCAGCACGGCCCCCUUCCCUGAGGCAUACAGGGUAACCUGCAUGCACUGUUGGGGAUGAGAGCAGCCAGCAGGUGCCAAGAUCAGGCUCGGUGCCUCAUUCGCCCUUCUGUGUUGCUGCCUUCUCUUCCCCUCCUCCAGGGCCACAUGGGUGGGGUGAAGGCCUCUCCCAUCUCCCUUUCCUGCAGUAACAGGAAGUACAAACCCAGGCUGCUUGGUGAGGUACCCAUCUGUAUGCAUCUGUCCUGAGUCCUGCCUGCCUGGCCGCUCCUGGGUUGCCACAGGCCUGUCUUUGUUUUCAAGAGUUUGAUUUGGGUUUCUAUCUCUCUGAUUUUUAAUGCCUUCCUAGGGGUUUGGAAAUAAAACUUCUUUCCUGA